AUGUUGUAUGAAGCAUUCUUCACUGCACUCAUUGGAAUAUCGUGGGGUGCCUUUUUCCUUAUCAACCCGCUCACAAGGCACGGAAGCGCAGGAAAGGCAUCAACAUCUAUUGGAUCAAUUGACAAAGACUGCUUUAUUAUUUUCUAUUUAAAUGGAAUGGCUUUCUUUAUUCUUAUUUACUUUCUUAAAUGCACCAGCAAAAGCACCUAUCUGCUUGGCUUCCACAUCCUUAGAAGGCUCAUUGAGUCUUCCGUAUAUUCGUACAGCCCCACAAGCACCAUGAAUUUUAUGCAGUUUGCCACCGGCAUUGUAUACUACCCCAUGCUGCUGAUGCGGUCAACAGAGAGCCAGACCGUGCGUGUCCCUCUAUUUGUGGCUGGCACUCUUCUGCAGACUGUGCUGCACUACCUUCUUUUCAGAAAAAAACAGCAUGUAAAAUAUCUGCACUAUGUGUCGGAAAUGAUCAUCCACAGUGCAAUAACCCUAGACUAUCUCAACCUUGCAUGGAUUCUAUCAUUUACUGCAAUUAAUAUUCUUAACAGAAAUAAAUAA
Molecule: messenger RNA, 552 nt
Organism: Nematocida ausubeli
Lineage: Eukaryota; Fungi; Microsporidia
Exons: 1
Coding region: 1-552 (183 amino acids)
Source: RefSeq, a predicted model, not a curated record